GCAGCUUCUUCUGUGAGAGAGCUUUUCUAAGGCCUCUGUCUGCUGCCUUCUAUAAUGGCUUUGGUUAAUGGAGCACUAGUACUCAAGAAGCUCAUUCUCUUUGUGGCUUUGUGCCUCACCGGCCUACUCUCUUCUUCUCAAGGUGUGGUUUACAAUGAAUAUAGAUACCCAUUUAUCAAAAAAGCAAGCUCUUUUCCAUCUGUUUCAUCAUCUUCAUCAAGCGGCCACGGCAAUGUCUAUGACUACAUAAUUGUGGGAGGAGGCACAGCUGGGUGUCCUUUGGCUGCAACCCUCUCCCAGAAUUUCAGUGUAUUAGUGCUGGAAAGAGGGGGUGUGCCUUUUGCCAACUCCAAUGUCUCAUUCCUACAAAACUUCCACAUUGCCUUGCAAGAUAUUUCACCUAAAUCUCCUUCUCAGCCCUUUGUUUCCACUGAUGGAGUAAUCAAUUCCAGAGCUCGGGUUUUGGGUGGCGGCAGUGUUAUCAAUGCUGGAUUCUAUACUAGAGCAGACCCAAGAUUUAUAAAAAAUGUGGGAUGGGAUGCCAAGCUAGUAAACGAGUCAUAUCCCUGGAUUGAGAAGCAAAUUGUUCAUGAGCCUCAGCCUGAACCAUAUCAGUUCGCAUUCAAGGAUAGUCUUUUGGAUGCUGGGGUUUCGCCUUUUAAUGGAUUCACUUAUGACCACCUUUAUGGGACCAAAUUUGGUGGAACCAUUUACGAUAAGUUUGGUCGUCGUCACUCUUCUGCUGAAUUACUAUCUUCUGGGAAUCCUCAGAAGCUCAAAGUCUUAAUUUACGCUACAGUUCAAAAGAUUGUUUUUGACACAUCAGGGAAGAGGCCAAAGGCAGUGGGGGUUACGUUUAAAGAUGAAAAUGGGAACAAUCAUCAAGCAUUUCUUGCUGAUAAGCCGCAAAGUGAAGUACUAUUGUCUAGUGGAGCACUUGGAAGCCCUCAAAUGUUGUUGCUAAGCGGUAUUGGACCAAAAGCGGACCUAAAGAAGUUGAACAUUCCAGUUGUGCUCAAUAACGAAUUUGUUGGAAAAGGCAUGGCUGAUAAUCCGAUGAAUGCAAUCUUUGUCCCUAGCUGUAGAGCUGAAAAGCAGACACUAAUCCAAACUGUAGGGAUCACCAAAAUGGGUGUGUACAUUGAAGCUAGCAGUGGAUUUAGUCAGUCCAAUGAUAGCAUCGAAUGCAACCAUGGAAUCAUGUCUGCUGAGAUUGGACAGCUAUCUACUAUUCCUCCAAAGCAAAGAACCCCAGAAGCCAUUCAAGCUUUCAUGAAGCACAAGAAAAACUUGCCCCAUGAAGUAUUCAAAGGAGGCUUUAUUCUAGAAAAAAUUUCAAACCCAAUUUCCAAAGGAGACCUUUUCCUGAUCAACACCAAUGUUGACGACAACCCCUCCGUCACUUUCAACUACUUCAGCCACCCCUAUGAUCUUAAGCGCUGUGUUGAUGGGAUUCGAAUAGCCACAAAGGUUGCACAAUCAGAGCAUUUCACAAAAUACACAAGAGUUGACAAGCAAACUGUGGAAAAGAUACUUCAGAUCAGUGUGAAGGCUAAUGUUAACCUCAUACCUAAGAACGUUAAUGACACAAAGUCAUUGGAGCAGUUCUGCAAAGACACUGUCAUCACUAUUUGGCAUUACCACGGUGGGUGUCAUGUGGGCACUGUGGUUAGCCCUGACCACAAAGUUCUUGGUGUUGACAGGGUCAGGGUUGUAGAUGGCUCGACAUUUUCUGAAUCCCCCGGAACCAAUCCUCAGGGUACUGUCAUGAUGAUGGGGAGGUACAUGGGACUGAAGAUCCUGAGAGACAGACUGGGAACCGCUGCUGGCAUAUAAUAAAAGGAAGUAAGACCUAGUUAAUUUGUAGGAAGUUAAGAGUGUGAUGCUUUUGCAAGUGUGAUGUAAUGUGUAUGUUGGUUUGAUUCUUACCACGCUAUAAUGCGCAUGUAGAAAUUGGCUUGCCG
This is a messenger RNA of Argentina anserina (silverweed cinquefoil), 1964 nucleotides long. RefSeq names its product protein HOTHEAD. The record is from RefSeq and is a predicted model, not a curated record. Lineage: Eukaryota; Viridiplantae; Streptophyta; Magnoliopsida; Rosales; Rosaceae. Bases 55 to 1836 code for a protein of 593 amino acids. The transcript is spliced from 6 exons. Gene Ontology annotation, molecular function: flavin adenine dinucleotide binding; oxidoreductase activity, acting on CH-OH group of donors.